GUGCUUUUUCAAUCCACGGACAUCCUCUUUUAUUUCAGGAAACUGGUUGGGUGGGAAUUGGCUGGCGUUUUGCUGUGUUUUUUGGGAGGAGUUAAUGCCCCUGGUUCAGUGAUCUGUAGCGAUAACUAGAAUUUAAUCGGCGCAGUACAUUUUUAUUAAGCUGCGAACUUCGGUGAGUGGUACGUUCAUCCUUAUCACGAUUUGUAAAAUAAUUGUGAUCAUAGAUUAACGAUGAGUGACGAUGCUUAUGAGGUGAGAGAUGGGGCUGAGUACCGCUACCUUGUUCAGGAAGAAGGUGAAGUGGAACAUUACUGCAGGCGGCGAUACGUCAGCCCUUUUCUGGUCGUCUCCCGGAAGUGGAUCUUCAUCAUCACCGUUGGGGUUCUCUCCCUCCUGGCCCUGGCUGGGUAUUUGGCCUACGUGGCCGUGAACCCCCUCCAUCGUUCUGCCGUCGUCGGCACCGACUGCGGGUAUGUACGCGGCCGCUGGGCCGAUGGGGCGUACUCCUUCAAGGGCAUCCCCUUCGCUGCACCUCCAGUCAAAGAGCGACGGUGGAGGCCCCCGGUGGACCUUCAGGAUGCCAGCCUGUGCUGGAGAGGCACCUACGAGGCCGUCCGCUUCCGUAACAUGUGUGCGCAGGUGCAGCCCAUGGAUGAAAAGGGCAAGGUCAUGGGCGAGGAGGACUGCCUCUACCUGAACGUGUGGACGCCCAGCUUACAGAAGGAUGCCAGGCUGCCCGUGAUGGUGUGGUUCCACGGGGGGUACCUGCACAUGCUCAGUGGAUCAGAGAAGGGAUACUCACCAACCGAGAGUCUGGCUGCCCAGACCGGCAUCGUUUAUGUCAGUUUCAACUACCGCCUCAACGCUUUCGGCUUCCUCGCCUUGGAGCUUCUGAGAGAAGGUUCUCCGACCAACACAUCCGGAAAUUAUGGAUUCAUGGAUCAGAUCUCAGCCCUGAAAUGGGUACAAAGGAACAUCCAGCAGUUUGGUGGAGAUCCGGGAAAAGUCACUAUAUUUGGACAAUGUACAGGGGGAACAUCUGUGUGGACCAUGAUGAUGUCCCCACUGGCCAAAGGCCUGUUCCACAGGGCUAUAGACAUGAGUGGCUCAUACACUUACAAUGGCUCUUUGGAGAAGGCAGAGAAGGACAACUUGGUAUUCCUGAAUAAGUCAGAUUGCAGUAACUUACAGUGUCUCUACAGUCUCUCCACAACCAAAGUUCUCCAGGCUAUUCCAUGGAAAGAGUACCCUUCUUGGGCCGCUGAAGACUGUACAAACAUACCAACAAAGGACCUCUUUAUUGGACCGGUGGCUGUUGUAGAUGGGCAUGUUUUACUUGCCCCACCCUUUGAGACCUGGGAGAAAGGCAGCGGCUACAACGAUGUUCCCUAUGUGAUCGGAACCACCGAACAGGAAGCUGAUUUCAGUCCACCAUAUGAGAACAUCUCAAAGUGGACUUGGGAGGACUACUAUUGGUUUGUGACAGAAAAGCUGACGCCUUUUGGAGUGAAUAUCUCCAAAGAGGCCACUACCUUGUACCCAAGCUCUGCCAAAUGCCCCAUCAAUGACCGCUGUCCCGAAAGACUCUACACCACCCUGGUGUCAGACUUGAGAAUCACCUGUCCCGCCCACGACAAAGCCAGAAGAGCUGCAUUGGCUUUGAAGAGCCCUGUGUACCGUUACAUUGUCACCCACACGCCGUCCAGAGUGGAGAAGGUCUCCAGCCAGCUACCCUAUCCCAGUCGCUUCUCAUUCCACAUGUUAGAUGCACUGGCGUUCUUUGAUGGCCUUAAAUCGGUACUGGCGGGGGUGAGCUCAGAAGAUCGAAGUUUUCAGGGGAUCAUGACCAAGUAUAUGGUGCACUUUGCAAGAACAGGCGAGAUGCCCAGCGAGUGGCCCCCAUUCCCCUCGCACAUGGCACUGCUCUCGCACAACUUCUCCGCCUUCCAGAAUUUCUCAGCCUCACGGUGUCAGUUCUGGGAGAAGAAUCACUUUUAUCCAUAUGCAUGGGCCAAUUAAGAAGAAUGGGACCUACUUGUAUUCUGCUUUAUAAAUGAUUUUUCAAAGAUGGUUUUAAUGUGUGUUUUACGGUGUUUACCAACCACUAAGGGAUAGCUGAACACACUAUAAACUACUGCACUGUGACGAAAGGGGACCUGUUCUUGUUCCCAUGCAUUCUGAAUGUGGCGCCAGUCCUCCUGCUUCUGUCACCCUGUGUCACAAAGACAUAUAGGUGUCUUACCACCUCAUCAAAACAGGUCCCUGAAACAAAAGAAAAUACCCAAAAGUGAUUGCACAGCCACAAUAGCAAUUGCAUGGGCUCUUUAAGUGCCCAGUCCAAACCCAGACAGACACAAAGGGAUUCAAUCAGUACCCACUAUUGGCUAUCCACUGAGCCUCCCAUACGCAAUGUGUUCCAGACUCCAGCACCAAAAAAAAGUCUUAUCCAGCAAAACCUACUGUUGCCUCACAUGAAAAUAAAAUAUACAAAUUAAGGAGAAAAAAAAAGAACCCCCACAUUCACCAUAAAUACUACAUAAAGAUCAAAACACAAAUCCAUCCAUACCUUUUACUAACAUUAAAUGCAUGAUACAUUUUGCCUGGGUGAAGUACUGUGUAUAUACCCAAGGCGGGAAUACGCCUAUAAAUCUGAAUUCUGACAAAAGACUUCCCAAAACACCCUGAGUACAACACAAGACACUACACCCACACAUUGAUGCACCACACAGAAGAACAAACAGGAAGGUAAUCGACAAGUAACAAAUAAAACGAAAAUCGUACUUCCAUAGUUUAUAUGUUGUGUGCUUGUCGUGUAACUGCACAGUGGUAAUCAUGUCAGCGGAAGGUGUAUGUGUAUCAGGGUUAAUGUUAGAAUGAUUGGGUGGCUAUAGCUGCAGUGGAUAUAAAAAAUGUACACGCCCCCAUUAAAAUGCCAGGCUUUUGAGACCAAGAUAAAUCAUUUAAAAAAUGUUCUCACCUUUUGUGACCUAUAAAAUGUACAUUUCAAUUGAAAAACAAAAAAAUAUGUUGGGGGGAAAAAUAUUAAUUAAUAAAAAAAAGUAAUA
Molecule: messenger RNA, 3065 nt
Organism: Paramormyrops kingsleyae
Lineage: Eukaryota; Metazoa; Chordata; Actinopteri; Osteoglossiformes; Mormyridae
Source: RefSeq, a predicted model, not a curated record